CGCGUGAAGGAUUGUGUGCCAAUGACAUGCCAAUGUGAAGUGAAAUGGCGGAAUAGCAUGGGGGUUUCUUCAUGUGAACUUUUGCAAUUAAUUGAUUCCUUGACUAACGAUUAAUCUGCAGUAUAUAGUACUCUAUUUCUGGGCUGAUGGUUGCGUCUGCCAACAAGUACCGAGUACGGCACCUCUGCUCGCAUACCCUUGGCAGUAACAGCGGCUUUUUGCUGCUUCUCUGCUUCUUUCUCGGUGCUACUACGAAACUACCUACUAGGUCGAUAACAUGCAAUCCAUUCUUUUUCCGCGACCUGCAUGCACGUAAGAUGCUUUGGGGCAUGAGAAAAUUUUCAAGUACAGUAGGGCCGUUGGCACUGACCCCAUAUUGACUCAUUCCCGUCCGCGUCCCCCAUGGCGGUGAAG
This is a messenger RNA of Trichoderma harzianum CBS 226.95, 414 nucleotides long. RefSeq lists its product as hypothetical. The coding region runs from base 147 to 380 and encodes 77 amino acids. The record is from RefSeq and is a predicted model, not a curated record. Lineage: Eukaryota; Fungi; Ascomycota; Sordariomycetes; Hypocreales; Hypocreaceae. The transcript has a single exon.